AUGCAUGUACAUGUUUAUCUAUCUGUAUUUUCAUAUCCUUCACUACCAAAAACUAGAUCAGCAGAUGAAUCGGCUUACUUUCCAUUAGAAACCAUUCUUCUCGACUGUGGUUCUUCGGCCUUGCGAGCUUUAUCUUACGAUGGCUGGAAUUGGACCAACGACAGCUCACAUUUUGGGGCAUCUAACUCCGAAAGUAGCUUCGCCAUGUCUAGAGCCUCUUCAGAAGAGACCUCAGUGCCUGACGUUCCUUACAUGAUUGCUAGACUCUUCCACUCCAUGUUUAUUUACACCUUCAAUGUGACCCCAGGUUCGAAAUUCAUUUUUCACUUCUAUCCCGAUUCUUACAUGAACGUCCAUGCCUCAAAGUCUUUUCUCACAGUCACUGCUGGAAACUAUACUCUCUUAAGAAACUUUAAUGCCUACCUCAAUGGCAAGCACAUCAAAUCAGCAUACUUUUUCAAAGAGUUCAUCGUUCACGUAGAAAAUCAUACACUAGACUUAACAUUUAGCCCUACUACAAAUGCUUCCGGUGGUUAUGCUUUUGUGAACGGGAUUGAAAUUGUUUCGAUGCCACUUAGUCUCUAUUAUCAAGGCAACAAUGUAUCUGCAAUGAAGACAAUGCAUAGAGUUAAUGUAGGUGGCCAAAGAAUACCUCCCAAUGAAGACACCGGGAUGUCCCGCAGUAGGGCAAUGGAUUCAAGUUACAUCUUUGGAGAAGCUUUUGGAGUGGAGAAUUAUAAAUUUGAUGCUUCUAUCACAUACCCCAAAGAAGUACCAGCAUACAUUGCACCUCAAGGAGUAUAUGAAACAGCCCGUUCAAUAGGUUCGGUUCCUGAGAUCAACAUUAACUACAAUUUAAGUUGGACUUUCCCUCUUGACCCUAGUUUCUCGUAUCUUAUCAGGCUUCAUCUCUGUGACAUUUCAAGGAACAUAGCAAAGACAAACCAAAGGGCAUUCGAUAUAUUCAUCAACAAUCAAGUUAUCGAAAGAGGAAUCGACAUCAUUGCAUUGACAUAUGGCAAUGAUAUUCCUUUAUAUCGGGACUUUACCAUUUUGAUUCCUAAUCUAAUUAUGAAGCAUGACCUAUGGCUGAAGUUACACCCAAACCUCCAAAGAAAGCCUCAAUACCAUGAUGCCAUCUUAAAUGGAGCGGAGAUUUUCAAAGUGAGCAAUAUUGAUGGAAACCUUGCUGGACUCAAUCCUUCACUCAAGAAUGAAUCUAGCGUUGAUGGUGAUGAGCCAUCUUUCAGUUCAAGUUCAUCGAGAACUUCAACCGAAGCAAUACUUAUCAUCAUUGGCAGCUUCCUUAUUCUUGUCCUUGCAAUAUCCCUUGGCGUUUACUUGGUUGCUUUCCUGCGUAGGAGAAACUUAGAAUGGACAAAGAAGGAGAAUACUAGAAUCACCAUCAACCGAUUGAUUCAGGCAAUACCAAAACAAGAGUUGUAUAUAUUUAAUGUAGAGAUAAGAAUACAUCAUCAUGUUCGCCAUCAAAAUCUCGUUCAGUUGAUUGGUUAUUGCAAGGAAGAACAUGAGCGUGUUGAAGUUGGCAUGUAUGCAACAGAUAAAGCAACCAAGGGCAGAGCAUGCAACAUAAGUUAUGCGGAUAAAGCCCGACACUAUCUCCACUCUGCUAUGGCAUAUCCCAUAAUCCAUGGUGACAUCAAGACCACCAACAUCUAUUUAGAUAGGAACUGGAUGCCAAAAGUUUCAGGUUUUAUGCCAUCGAGAUUAGCCUUGGCAAUGUCAUCCAAUAGCUGUAUUAGACCCAACAUGAAGGGCUCCACUGGAUACCUGGAUCCUGAGCAUUACUGGCUUCAAAAUCUAACAGAAAAAUCUGAUGUGUUUUCAUUUGGAGUGGUGCUGCUGGAAAUACUUUCUGGAUAG
Molecule: messenger RNA, 1884 nt
Organism: Gossypium arboreum
Lineage: Eukaryota; Viridiplantae; Streptophyta; Magnoliopsida; Malvales; Malvaceae
Product: receptor-like protein kinase FERONIA
Exons: 4
Coding region: 1-1884 (627 amino acids)
Biological process (GO): protein phosphorylation
Molecular function (GO): ATP binding; protein kinase activity
Source: RefSeq, a predicted model, not a curated record